AUGCCGAAGGAGGUUUCCCCCGCGCAUGCUGUGACGGUUACCAAGAAGGGGUGGCUGGACACAGACAUGAUGAACGUGUGGCUCACAAAGAGCUCCAGAAGCGGCUACAUGGGUUUUACAGAGAAAAACAGCCCUGCUGGUCCAACAGGACUUCUCUCCAUCUUCACAGCACCUCUGAUUGGAGCUCUGAGUGCCGCUGCUGUCCUCCUUGUGCUUCUACUGGUUGUCUUUUACAGGUGCAGACAGAAACCCAAGUAUGAGAUUCGCUGGAAAAUUAUUGAGAGCAUAGAUGGGAACAACUAUACCUUUGUUGACCCCACCCAGCUGCCGUACAAUCAAAAGUGGGAGUUUCCUCGAGACAAACUAAGAUUCGGGCCAGUCCUGGGUUCAGGGGCGUUUGGGAAGGUUGUUGAGGCAACAGCAUUUGGUCUGGGAGCUGGCAACAAAACCACUAAAGUUGCUGUCAAGAUGCUCAAAUCAAGCGCUCACUCAGAGGAACGAGAGGCGUUAAUGUCAGAGCUUAAGAUCCUCAGUCAUCUGGGUUACCAUGACAACAUUGUCAACUUGCUUGGAGCAUGCACUCAAGGAGGCCCAAUGCUGAUGAUCACAGAGUUCUGUAGCCAUGGUGACCUGCUUAACUUCCUGCGGGCUCACGCUCAGGACUUCAUGGUGUCCAUGAUGAGUGUGGACAAGGCAGAAGACCAGGUGUUUUAUAGAAACAUGGCAGCUCUGAACACCAGGCUGCGCAGUGACAGUGGGAUCUCGUGCUGGUCAGAGUACCAGGAAAUGCAGCCAGUUCUUAGUCUGGAUCAAACAAGCUCAAGUGAGCACAUGGACAGUCUGUCUGUCUCUGACCUCAUGAGAUUUUCCUGCCAGGUGGCUCAGGGUCUGGAUUUUCUGUCCAUCAAAAAUUGCAUCCACAGAGACAUUGCAGCGAGGAACGUCUUGUUAACGGAUAGACGGAUUGCGAAGAUCUGUGACUUUGGUUUGGCUCGAGACAUUCGGAAUGAUGACAACUACAUUGUUCAGGGAAACGCCCGCCUUCCCGUGAAGUGGAUGGCUCCUGAAAGCAUCUUUCAGUGCGUCUACACUGUUCAGAGUGAUGUCUGGUCCUAUGGAGUCCUGCUGUGGGAGAUCUUCUCUUUUGGUAAGAGUCCAUACCCUAACAUUGCUGUGGACUCCAACUUCUACAAAAUGAUAAAAGAUGGACACCACAUGGAUCAGCCAGACUUUUCUCCAAAUGAAAUUUAUCACCUGAUGAGACUCUGCUGGAGUCUGGAGCCCACCCACAGACCAACUUUCAAGACCAUUGGUCAGCUCAUCAGCAGGCUCCUCCCCUCCACCAAUGAGAUGCUGCCACUUCACAGUGACCAGGUGGCAUAUGAAAAUAUUGAUGAGAGCAAAGAAGAAGAAAAUGAGGUCGGAGGUGAAUCACUCAAAAGAAGAAAAGAACGAGAUCACCAUGAUGAUGGUGUCAAUAGGGAGGAGGUGGAGCUAACAUGGAGGAACAUCUACCAGCUCUCCUGA
Molecule: messenger RNA, 1527 nt
Organism: Nematolebias whitei (Rio pearlfish)
Lineage: Eukaryota; Metazoa; Chordata; Actinopteri; Cyprinodontiformes; Rivulidae
Gene: csf1rb
Product: colony stimulating factor 1 receptor, b
Exons: 14
Coding region: 1-1527 (508 amino acids)
Biological process (GO): osteoclast differentiation; protein phosphorylation; positive regulation of kinase activity
Cellular component (GO): CSF1-CSF1R complex; signaling receptor complex
Molecular function (GO): macrophage colony-stimulating factor receptor activity; ATP binding
Source: RefSeq, a predicted model, not a curated record